CUUAACAGGAACCCUGCAAGCAGAACUCAAUUACCUAUACAGAAUGCUUUUGGUCUAACAGUCCACAAGACACAAGGGUUAACCUUGCCAAAUCUCAGAAUUAACUCUCUUUCAAGGGAGGCAUUCAUGGUUGAUCAAUUGAUGGUUAGGGA
Entrophospora candida is the source of this 152-nucleotide messenger RNA. The record is from the annotation of a GenBank genome assembly. NCBI's taxonomy places the organism in Eukaryota, Fungi, Glomeromycota, Glomeromycetes, Entrophosporales, Entrophosporaceae.